Molecule: messenger RNA, 1512 nt
Organism: Nerophis lumbriciformis (worm pipefish)
Lineage: Eukaryota; Metazoa; Chordata; Actinopteri; Syngnathiformes; Syngnathidae
Source: RefSeq, a predicted model, not a curated record
AUGUCUCCUCCGGCGUCGGCUGCGACUGCCAGUGAAAGCAGCACCGCCACCACCACUACCACCACUACUGCCGUGUUUGAAGAGGAUACUAGAGAGGAGCAGCAAAAACCCCUCAAACAAUCUCUGAGCAAGUCACUGUGUCGAGAGAGUUUCUGGAAAUGCCUUCUCCUGUCCAUUCUCAUGUACAGCUGCAUAGGUGCCAUGGUGUGGUGCCAUGUCACCGAGGUGACCCGUCUCAACUUUGACAGUGCAUUCAAAGGGAAAUCAAUGAUGUACCAUGACAGUCCAUGCUCCGAUGGCUACAUAUACAUUCCUCUGGCCCUCCUGGGCAUGCUUUACUUGGUCUAUCUGGUGGAAUGCUGGCACUGUCACGUGCAGAACGAGCUACAGCACAAAGUCGAUGUCGAGGGUGUUUACGAGAGGAUUCAGAGAAUGCAGCAAGCCAAACCUUGCAUCUGGUGGAAGGCCAUCAGCUACCACUACGUGCGUCGCACUCGGCAAGUCACGCGCUAUCGGAACGGAGAUGCGUACACCAGUACCCAGGUUUACCACGAGCGAGUCAACACUCACGUAGCGGAAGCUGAAUUUGACUAUGGGCACUGUGGAGUGAAAGAUGUCUCCAAACAGCUGCUCAGCCUGGAGAAGUCUGCCCUCACAAAAAUGCGUUUCACCAAGUGUUUUAGCUUUGCCAACGUUGAGUCCGAAAAUUCAUACCUCACGCAGCGAGCAAGGUUUUUCACUGACAACGAAGGACUCGAUGACUACAUGGAGGCCAGGGAGGGCAUGCAUCUAAAAAACGUUGAAUUGAAGGAGUAUAUCAUGGCUUUGUCCGACCCAGAGCAUCACCCCUGGUAUCUAUCCCAUUACGUUUUCUGGUUCGCCUCUUUUCUAACCUUCUCAUGGCCUCUCCGAGUAUUUGCGGAGUAUCGAACUGCUUAUGUCCACUAUCGUGUGGAGAAACUGUUUGGUCAUGAUUACAUUCCAGCGACGCCGUGUGAGGACCGGCCGUAUUGGCGACGUAUCCCUCGCGUAAACACCAUAGAUAGUACGGAAUUAGAGUGGCACAUUCGCUCCAAUCAGCAGUUGGUGCCCAGUUACUCAGAAGCGGGCCUCAUGGAUCUAGCCCAGUGCCCCAACAGCUUCAGUGGGAUUCGUCAGAAUUGUGAACGCUGCCACAGGGCUAUAAGCUGCUCCUCAGUGUUCUCCAGGAGCGCCCUCAGUAUCUGUACGGGCGCCAGCUCCCGAAUUCCCUUCAGCGGCAGCAGAUUCUCCUUGGCACGACGCUACGGAUCGCAAAGGAGCUGCUUUUGGAGGAGCGGGAGCUUGGACGACCAGGAGAGUCCUAGCGAAAACACCCGUUGCCUGUCAGAGCGCCUCGCCACAGAUGAAGAAGAACCUCCAGACUAUGACGAUGCACUGUGCUACCCGGUGCUUAUUGUCCACUGCAGUGAGAACUGCCAUAAUCACAGGUCCUUCCACAGAAACGGCUCUUGUGUGGAAACUUCCCUAUGA